Messenger RNA from Mizuhopecten yessoensis (Yesso scallop), 2116 nucleotides. Its product is annotated as glutathione S-transferase theta-1-like. Gene Ontology annotation, molecular function: glutathione transferase activity. The record is from RefSeq and is a predicted model, not a curated record. Bases 7 to 714 code for a protein of 235 amino acids. NCBI's taxonomy places the organism in Eukaryota, Metazoa, Mollusca, Bivalvia, Pectinida, Pectinidae. Gene Ontology annotation, cellular component: cytoplasm. Gene Ontology annotation, biological process: glutathione metabolic process. The transcript has 4 exons.
CCAAACAUGGCGUUGAAGUACUACUACGAUUUGAUGUCUCAGCCUUCUCGAGCUGUAUAUAUCUUUUUAAAGAUGACAAACAUUCCAUUUGUACCAAAACCAGUUGCACUUAGGAGCGGAGAACAUCAUACAGAUGAAUACAAGAAGUUAAAUCCCCUCAGUCUUGUGCCUGUUAUUGAUGAUGAUGGAUUUGUGCUGACUGAGAGUGUUGCCAUCCUGAAGUAUCUGGCAGUAAAGUACAAUGUAGCUGACCACUGGUAUCCACGGACUGACCUCCAGGCUCAGGCCAGGGUCGAUGAAUACAUGAACUAUCAGCACAUGAACACUCGCUACAAUGGUGGCAUGAUCUUUCAACAGCUGGUAAUUAUACCAAGGGCAAUGCGAGCUAAAAUACAAUGGCCAAUGGUAGAAAAUGCCAGGAACAGAUUAGAAAAUGUUGUGUCCCAUCUGGAAAAUUAUUUCCUGAAAGAUAAUAAACCCUACUUGUGUGGAUCUGACAUUUCUCUAGCUGACCUUCUGGGUAUCUGUGAGCUGAUGCAGCUGUAUGCUUGCUGUGAAGAGAACAUUUAUGAGUCAAAUCCUGUCGUAAAAGCUUGGGUAGAUCGCGUGAUGGCAAGAACCGCGCCGCAUUUUGAAGAAGCAAACAAAAUAGUAAACAGAUCUAGGAGUGUCUAUUCCAAGCAGAAGAAAGCACAAGAGAAUGCAAAAUUAUAAAGAGAUUUCUAUCGAUGUACGAUGAAACCCAUCCUCAAAAUUUUGGUUACAUAUGGUAGUUGCAACAUGGAAUAUGUCACGGCAAAAUUGAAAGCAUAAGACUAGCCAUUUGAUUGGUUUCCAGUGACAAAACUGACCAAUCACUAGGCUAUUACUUGUCCUUUGUAGAUUCGUUAACAGAGAAGUGUCACCUGAUUGAAGCAAGUCAAUUAUAUUGUUAUGUUUGUGUAUGAUUCUAUAUAUGUACAUCAAACAAUCCAACUAAUCUUCUUUUAUCAUCUACAAGAUGGCCCACACUGAGCCUUCAAUUUUGUCAAGUUGUAUUCCAGGGGUUCAAAGGGCAUAACCCCUAGAAUUUCGAGGAUGAGUAAAAACAGAAUUUAAAUGACAUCAAUUGAGGUUACAAUGCAUUUUCUAAUUUUAUGGUGCAUUAGUAACACCAGGCCUAGUGAAAAAAAUAACAAUCAUAAAUAAGAAUAAUUGUUUACAAAAAGAAUUAAUUGAUGAUAGGAAAUGUUGUUAAUGGGACUUGAAUAGAGUUUAGGACAUAAACACAAUUUCAACAAUAAAUAUAUAUAUAAGUAAUCAGGUAUGUAAUUGGUGUCUAGUUUUACUCGAGUUACUAAUAUAUUGAAAGUGAAAACAGUGGCUUGUGCUAGAAUCUAUGAGAACGAUUUAAAUCUGUGUACCUUAAUGGGUAAUCAAGACGUUCAUAUGUACAAAAUGUACUUGAGUUGAGAUUUAUAGAAAUUGAUUUAAUGGAAUUUGAUUCUCCAUUUAAAAGAAUUAUUUUAAUGUUUUAUAUUCUCCCAUGUAAGUUUAUAUAUACAUGUUGUGUAUGUAAACAUAAACAUAAAACCAAGCAAUAAAUGUAUGUGUUAAUAUAUGAGUGUUGAUAAGGUAGGUAGGGUGGGGGUGCCCUAAGUUCAACCCCUGUCCCCUACUACCCCAAACAAAUGAGGGCUGUCAUUCAACAUACCAUACAUAGCUUUCAUUCAUAUAGUCAGAAUGAAUUUGCUUGUUGAAUCAAAUUCUUGGACACUGUAUAGGAAGAAAAGAAAUAGAAUAGAUGCUACCUUAAUACUUCUUAAAAGUACUGUAUAUCCUUUUUUAAUUAAUCAGAAAUAUGACAUGCUUGAGAUUUUCAGUUUUUCACAAUCAUCAGCCUUAUCAAUCAUCCUAAAAGCUUAAAUGAUUUUGUUAUUAAAAUGAUAAUCAGAUUUUUUAGCAGCACUUUCCUUUUAUAACAAACUUGUGUCCAUUAAAAAGGUUUGAGGAGAAAGUUUUUAAAUAAGUUCAUAAUUUUUAUCAGAUGCAUUAUUUCAAAAAUAAAAAACUGUUUUCUGUAAUUUUUAUUAAAAAAAAAUGAAAACUGGAGCUGUUUUUCAGUAAGUCUGAUUAA